Molecule: messenger RNA, 465 nt
Organism: Psylliodes chrysocephalus
Lineage: Eukaryota; Metazoa; Arthropoda; Insecta; Coleoptera; Chrysomelidae
Source: the annotation of a GenBank genome assembly
AUGAUUCGUAGCAUUUCAUCAAGACUAGAUGAAAAUGGAUUUCUAAAAGAAGAAAAUAGAGGAAAACAUGAUAAUCAUCCCCAACUUGAUGAAGAUUUAGUGCAAGCUAUUAAGAAUCACAUAAACUCUAUACCCAGAAUGGAGUCGCAUUAUGUGAGAGCAAACACAGAACGUGACAGUUGGUAUGUAACAAGAAACAAAAUGUGGAAAAUUGAUAAAUAUUUGACAUUGAGAAAGAAAAAAGAAAAGAAUCAGGUCGUAUCUUCUCCAACACCUGGAAACACUUCUCUCUUCCUCGAUUUAGUUGCAAAUAUUGACGGCUGGUUCAAAAUAAGGAUGAAUUUGCUGUGGAAGUGGCACUUAUCUCUAGUAAAAUUGCAGUUAGUUCGAAAUAUAGAAGGCAGCAGAUUGAAAUUAGGUUUAGAUCACGGUAAUCUGGUUAAUAUAUCGUGUGAUUUCGACUAG